AUGAUGGACAUAGAUGAAGAAUGUGGUAAUCCUACAGACUUGUUAAUAGAUAACACUAGAUGGGAGAUAUUGGUGGAUGCAUCAUCAAAUGGAGAGGGUAAUGGAAUUGGAAUACUUUUCAUCUCACCAGAAGGAACAAGAUUAGCAUAUUCAUUUAGAUUGGAAUUCACAUCCACCAAUAAUGAAACUGAGUAUGAAGCGGUUGUGCACGUGUUACGCUUGGCCAUUGAAAUGAAAAUAAAAGAUGCGCGAAUAACUAGUGACUCACAAUUGGUUAUUCGCCAAAUAGAAGGGGUAUAUAGCACAAAUGAGCCGUCCUUGCAAAAAUACAAGAAUCUUGUAGGAGAGUUAUCAGCACAAAUUCCGAAAAUAAAUUGGAGAGACAUUUCGCCGAAAGAUAAUCGAAUAGCAAAUGCACUUGAUUUUAUUCCGUCUAUGAUGGUGGACCCGACUGUGAGGGACAUAAAGAUACAAACACUUUUUUUACCCUCAAUUAAUAAAGAAGAAUGCGAAGAUGUAAAUGUAAUGCUAGUAGACAAUGAAGAAGAAGAGCAGGUGAACAAACACUCAGAUUGGAUAACCCAAAUUCAUUUGUAUUUAGAAAAAGGAGAAGUCCUAAGAAACGGGUUGGAAGCGCACAAGUUAAAGAGUAGAGCAACAAAUUAUGAGUUGAGAGAUGGUAUACUUUACCGAAGAUCAUUCCCUGGACCAUCACUUAGAUGUUUAACAAGAACAGAAGGAAUGGAAAUCUUGAAAGGAUUACACUACGGAGAUGCAGGAAAUCAUAGUGGGGGAAAGUCUCUAGUGUAUAGAAAGAAAGUACAAGGCUAUUAUUGGCGAUACAUGCAUGAAGACGCGAAACAAGUGUCAAGGAGGAACAGGGAAAAAAUAUAUUUAAUAGUAGCAACAGACUACUUUACAAAGUGGGCAGAAGUAAAAGCGGUGCAGCACAUUCGAGAUAAAGAUGGUUUCACAUUCAUAUUUGAGAAUAUCAUUUGUAGAUUCGGAAUCCCAGCACAACUAGUUUCUGAUAAUGGAAAACAAUUUGAAGGAGAAAAUAUAGAAAUGUUACUCAAUGCAUUCAAAAUCAAAAGUGGGAAAUCCACUCCAUUGUAUCCACAAAGCAAUGGUCAAGCUGAGGCAACCAAUAAGACAAUUGCAGAUACGUUGAAAAAGAAAUUGGAGGGACAUAAUAAAAGAUGGUGCAAACAAGUACAUAAUGCAGCAUGGGUAUAA
This is a messenger RNA of Papaver somniferum (opium poppy), 1236 nucleotides long. RefSeq lists its product as uncharacterized. The transcript has 2 exons. Bases 1 to 1236 code for a protein of 411 amino acids. Gene Ontology annotation, biological process: DNA integration. Gene Ontology annotation, molecular function: nucleic acid binding; RNA-DNA hybrid ribonuclease activity. Lineage: Eukaryota; Viridiplantae; Streptophyta; Magnoliopsida; Ranunculales; Papaveraceae. The record is from RefSeq and is a predicted model, not a curated record.